This is a messenger RNA of Gymnodraco acuticeps, 3329 nucleotides long. RefSeq names its product ATPase family AAA domain containing 1a (gene atad1a). The record is from RefSeq and is a predicted model, not a curated record. Bases 92 to 1273 code for a protein of 393 amino acids. The transcript has 10 exons. Gene Ontology annotation, molecular function: ATP binding; ATP hydrolysis activity. Lineage: Eukaryota; Metazoa; Chordata; Actinopteri; Perciformes; Bathydraconidae. Gene Ontology annotation, cellular component: mitochondrial outer membrane.
ACCCGAGUUACUAAACAUGAUGCACCGUUAAUGCCAGUGUUUUGGUAUUUGAUUCCCGUCUUCACCGAUGGACUGACCUCCUCCAGCAGAGAUGUUGCUGAAAGAUCUCCCGCGGGACGCCCUGCUGCGACCUCUGUCCAGAAAUGAAGUGUUGGGCAUGAUUCUGAGGCUGACCAUCUUUGGCGCUGUGACAUAUUACGGCAUCAAAUGGGCGAUGGACGCGAUGGACCCUACCUCCAAACAGAAGAGCCAAGCCAAGAAAAGGGCAGAACAGCUGAUGAGGAGGAUCGGCGUUGAGGGCGUCAGUCUGACAGAUUACGAGAUGAACAUAGCGUCUCAUCUUGUUGAUCCACAGACGAUGAUGGUGAAUGCUGUAAUCCUAAUUCAUGACAUCUUGAUUUUAAAGGUGACCUGGAGGGAUAUCGCCGGUCUGGACGAGACGAUCAACGAGCUGCAGGACACCGUCAUCCUGCCCUUCCAGAAGAGACACCUUUUAACGGGAUCCAAACUCUUUCAGCCGCCAAAAGGUGUUUUAUUGUUUGGUCCUCCAGGAUGUGGGAAGACGAUGAUCGCCAAGGCAACAGCCAAAGCGUCGGGCUGUAAGUUCAUCAACCUGCAGGCGUCCACGCUGACGGACAUGUGGUACGGCGAAUCACAGAAGCUCACGGCUGCCGUCUUCUCAUUGGCUGUCAAGAUCCAGCCCUGCAUCAUCUUCAUCGAUGAGAUUGAUUCGUUUCUGAGGAACCGCUCCAGCCUGGACCAUGAGGCCACGGCCAUGAUGAAGGCCCAGUUCAUGAGCCUGUGGGACGGCCUGGACACUUCCUCCACCACGCAGGUGAUGGUGAUGGGAGCCUCUAACAGACCGCAGGAUGUAGAUCCAGCCAUUCUGCGCAGGAUGCCCGCCACGUUUUAUGUUGGCCUGCCAAGCACGAGACAAAGGCAAGACAUCCUGAGGCUGAUUUUAGCGGGAGAAAACCUGAGCAAUGCCAUCAAUCUGAAGGAGAUCGCAGAGCGGACGGAGGGAUACUCGGGCAGCGACCUGCGGGAGCUCUGCAGAGACGCCGCCAUGUACCGAGUCAGAGACUACGUCCGCAAGGAGCAGAUGAGGCAGAUCGCGCAGCAGCUGCAGGACAGCGAGGAGGAGGAGAGGCCGGUGGAUGAGGAGCGUCUGCGCCCCGUCACCCAGCUGGACCUCCUCUUCGGUCUGGACAAGAUGAAGGAGUCCAAGCAGGCCACGGCAGCCAUGUUGCCUCUGGAGGUACCGCUGGACUGAACUCUGAAACACAGGGAACACUUGCCCCUCUUUUAUCUGCAGAAUAUCAGAGGCGCUCACUUUCAGCACAACCCUGCUACCUUCGGAAAAACACGUAAUUUAGUCUCAAAUUGCGAUAUACAGUAGGAGGGAGUGAUCAUGUGUUACUGCUGUUACUCACUCCUCUCCUGCACCACUAUAAGGCUUCAGAUGCUGUCCUUAAAAAUGCAUUUCACCCGAUCAUUAGCAGAAGGGAUUAAGUGACUCUGGACCGUUUGAUUUCUAAAUCAAUUGUCUACCAACUUAUGUUGUGGGUGUUUGAUAACAAAGCAUUGAAUCCCUUUUGAAUCGGAGUCCUUUGGAAGAUAUCAUGUAUUUGGCCCGGGUCUCAUUACACUAUAUUCUCUACAGAGGUUGUUGUGUGGUAGGACAUUAGUCCGUAAUGCAUCUCAGCCACAUGACGUCCCAAAUAACAAAUAGCUUUUUCAUUUUCAGGAAACUCCAAUCUAACUUUAAUAACUUUCCUGUUGUUUUCUGAACUGGCUCCGAUAGCUCUCUCCUGCUGGUUGAACUGAUUCUGUUUUGUUUUUUGAAAGCUGACAGGAACUCUGUAAUUCUUCAGUCUUUGCUCUCCGUGAUCAUUUCCAUUGUGUUAUUGUUUGUUUGAUGGCUUCUUGACUUGUUAGAUGUAAUGGAGGAUGCACUUAGCCGGUGUGAGGAUUUAACAGAAAGCAGUAGCAAUGCAAUUCUUUGCAGGUCUUAUAACAUACAACGGUUACAUGUAUGUUGUCAUGCUUUCAAAUCACCGUAUGUUUCAAUAGAAAAAGGGAACAAAGUCGGCUACAGGUGACAUACAAAAUCUGUGUGCCACCUAGUCACAAUAUAAGCUUGAGUCAGGUCUGAAAGGUACUGUAGACAAAAGCAAAUAACUAAACAAACAUUCAAUUAGUGUCAAAUAGAGUUUAAACUUCAAUCUGUAGUUGGAAGAACUUCUAAACCGAGCUACAAUAAAGACACGGAUAUAAGCUGUUACAGCAAUAUAAAUCGUUACUCUGCUAUCAAUGGCUAUACUAUGAUACAAACCUGAUUAUUACAGCUGUUAGAAGAUGAGUUAUAGGAAUUGUGCUGUGAAUGUGAAAGAGUUAAGGAUACUUUAAAUGCUACUAAAGUUAACCAAUGUCAAGGUCAUACGCUCUUACAGUGCUGAUUUGUAACAGAAAAUAGUCUGCACUUAUUGUUUUCCACCCAAAAGGACAACAGCUGUUACCUCUUAAUGUUCAAUCUGUGCUGGGGCACAAAGAGUGUUUUUCAAGUGUCAUAUUUAUUGUCACUUUGAAUGUUUUUAAUAAUGGACUUCCUGUCAAUCAUCACUGCAACGCACAGUCGUUUUAAUCCGUCAGUUUCUUUGAGUCUCGCUUGAAAGGAAGUGGCUUUAAAAUUGAAAAGCGUUCAAUCAUGUCCACGAUGUUGUGACAUGCUUCUCUCACUCCUCUCUGUAUAGAAAGCCUCAUUGUUCUCCACAUGGUCACAGCAUGUGUUCUUAGAUCUGUGUGUGAGUCUCUUACAGACCUUUCUCUCACUCAUCCUGUAAAGAUCAUCCAUGCACGACCACCAGGUGGCGCUGCAGCUUCACUGCCAGGAGUAACAGCCUGAAACACUUCAUUUGGAACUGUAUUGUACAAGAUUUAAUUACAAACCUUUAAGGCUCAAUCCAUGGUGUUGUGUGAUGUACAUUAACAUUCAAAUAAAAGCUUACAUCAAUCAAAUAACACUUGAAACACGAAAUGAUGCUUUAACAAAGAGUAAGAGUCUAUUUGAGCAACACAUAGACAAGAAUGACGAGUAAAAUAAGGGAGUUUUCCUCCGUAAUGUUGCAACUAGUUUGAGUCCAUGCUUCCACUUGCUGUCAUUUGUAAAUACAGUAUUGACUCAACAAUAUCAAAUGAUAUGUAAACAAAAGUUCUCCUUCAGAAGGUGUGUGUGUGUGUGUGUGUGUGUGUGUGUGUGUGUGUGUGUGUGUGUGUUGUGUCCUAUUAUUACUAUACUUGUGGGGACCUAAAUCUUUUUACAUAGUCAC